CUCUCUUCAAAUUCCACAUUUUCCUGAAUUUUCCCAUUUGUUUUCUUUAUUACUUCUCUCUGUUUCUUGCGUACACAACAAAUAGGUGUAAGUGAGAGAAAACAUAGAGUCCUACAGAAAACAAACUCAACAGGGGUUUCUCUUUGAUUUGACUCUUUGUUUGCAAAUAUUGAAACCAAAAUGCCAAGAAACUGCCACUUUCUUCUCCUCUUUAUAUCUUGAGAUUCAACCCUUCUCUCUACUUUCUUUUUUCUCUUGUGGGUUUUCACAAUCUUUCAUCCCCUCUUGUUUUGUUUCAUUUGUAAUACAUUAAACCCCCAAUUUGUUUCUAGUAAACAGAUUCAAUUUUUGGACUCCAUUGCUCUGAAUCUAAAGUUAUUUUUCUGUAAAUAGUUUGUUGGGUAUUUAUAUAUGUAUGAAGUUUUGGAACAAUGGUAGAUGAAAACUGCAAGAAGACUAAGGUUUCUUGGCCUAAAACACUCAAGAGAUGGUUCAGCGUUAAGAGCAAAGCAGAAGAUUUCCAUGCCGAUGAUUUUAUUUCUGGAGGUGGAGAUGAAGAAUGGAGGAACAAUUUCAACGAAAGAGAAGCAUGUACGAUCAAGAAAAACAAAAGAACAGAGAAAUCAAGUAAAAAGAACACCAAUCGUCGUAGUCGAAGCAAGAUCGAUCUUGACACUACUCAAGUGAGAGACGUCGAUAAUUAUAGGAUCUUUGUAGCAACAUGGAACGUCGCUGGAAAAUCACCACCGAGUGGUUUAAAUCUUGAAGAUUGGUUACACACAUCACCUCCUGCUGACAUUUAUGUUCUUGGGUUUCAAGAAGUCGUUCCUCUAAACGCCGGAAACGUAUUAGGCACAGAAGACAACGGUCCAGCUAAAAAAUGGCUAGCACUGAUUCGAAAAACACUCAACAGUCUUCCAGGAACAAGCGGUGGAUUCCAUACCCCGUCUCCGAUUCCGGACCCGGUGGUGGAAUUGGAUUCCGACUUCGAAGGAUCAAGGCAAAAAGCCUCGUCUUUCUUCCAACGCCGUUCUUUCCAAUCAUUAAGCCGUAGCAUGAGGAUGACGGAGAGUGAAAUGUCGAUUCCGCCCCCGCAGUUCGAGCGGAGAUAUAGUGUUUGUGAUCGGGCCAUGUUUGGGAACCGACCUGGUGAUUAUGAACCGUAUUUUAGAUGGGGUGGUGGAUCUUCUGAUGAAGAUAAUGGGCCCGAUGAUUCGCCUAAUGACACACAUUACUCACAAGUUCCAUAUAGUGGAUCUUUCUCAAUGGAAGAGAAAGAUAAAUUGAUAGGAAACUCGAGGUAUUGUUUGGUUGCAAGUAAGCAAAUGGUGGGGAUUUAUCUUACUGUAUGGGUAAAAAGUGAUCUUAGGGAUGAUGUUCGUAACAUGAAAGUAUCGUGUGUUGGUAGAGGAUUAAUGGGGUACCUCGGAAACAAGGGUUCGAUUUCCAUUAGCAUGUCAUUGCACGAAACAAGUUUUUGCUUCAUAUGUACUCACUUAACUUCCGGACAAAAAGAAGGCGAUGAGCUUAGAAGAAACUCAGAUGUUAUUGAAAUUCUCAAGAAAACUCGGUUUCCAAGAGUUCAACGAAAAGGAGACGAGAAUUCUCCACAAACAAUCCUCGAUCAUGAUCGAAUUAUAUGGCUUGGCGAUUUAAAUUACCGGAUUGCCCUUUCUUACCGAGCUGCAAAGGCGCUGGUUGAGAUGCGGAACUGGAGGGCUUUGUUGGAAAAUGACCAGCUUCGGAUAGAACAAAGAAGGGGACGUGCGUUUCAGGGAUGGAAUGAAGGGAAAAUAUAUUUCCCUCCAACUUAUAAAUAUUCAAAUAAUUCAGAUCGAUAUGCCGGGGAUGAUAUGCACCCUAAAGAAAAACGAAGAACUCCCGCAUGGUGUGAUAGAAUUUUAUGGUAUGGAAGAGGACUCCAUCAAAUGUCAUAUGUUAGAGGGGAAUCAAGAUUUUCAGAUCAUAGACCUGUUUAUAGCAUUUUUUUAGCAGAAGUUGAAUCUAUAAACCGUAGCCGAAUCAAGAAAACCACAAAUGGUUCUUCACGGAUUGAGGUUGAAGAACUUUUACCUUAUUCCCGUAGAUACGAAAAUCACACAUUUUGCAUUCCUUUAACAAAUCGAAGAACACAAGUUCUGAUUUUGGGAUUCAAGCCGGAAUUUUCAGGUUUGAAGAUUCUGAAUGAAGAAGAAUAUGGGAAUUUGAUGAAGCCUCCAUGUUCUUUUAUGCUUCGGAAAAGAGUUCGUGUACGAAUGGAUGAAAAUCCAGAAGGUUCUUUUAGCUGUUUACUGAUCAGAAUGGGAUCAAGGCACCAAAAGUAGCCGGACAUGAGUGUUCAUUCUUUCGAGACUCCCAAAUCCAGAGCCGUGCACUGAAGACUUGUACAUUGUGCAUUAGAAGUUGUACAUUGCUCUUAAUUUGAAGGGCAGAAAUGGGGUUUGAAACUUUUUGUUGCUUGCUUUGAGGGGUUAAUGGUUUUAUACUGCAAAGGUGG
Messenger RNA from Lactuca virosa, 2497 nucleotides. Lineage: Eukaryota; Viridiplantae; Streptophyta; Magnoliopsida; Asterales; Asteraceae. The record is from the annotation of a GenBank genome assembly.